Ylistrum balloti is the source of this 747-nucleotide messenger RNA. RefSeq lists its product as uncharacterized. The record is from RefSeq and is a predicted model, not a curated record. The transcript is spliced from 4 exons. Lineage: Eukaryota; Metazoa; Mollusca; Bivalvia; Pectinida; Pectinidae. Bases 1 to 747 code for a protein of 248 amino acids.
AUGUGGGUUGUUUUAAUUCUUGCAUUGCUCGGACAUGUGUCUGAAGGUGUUGUGAUACCUGUACCCGAGCCCCAUGGUCUUUCACUACCGACAGUAUUGCCCAUACACCAAAGUUCUCUGCUAAAGCCACCACCGAUUGCGUUGUCCACAAGAAGAACCCUCCCUGCGCCUGUUGGAAUCGGAAGUGGUUUGGUUUCAAGUCUAUUAGAGGGCAUCAUAGGUGGUCGCCGGAGAGCUAUCCAUCAUGAUCACUUAUUGGAGGAACCAAUUGACAGGAUAUUGGGGGACACGGAAGGACUGGACCAUGGUCACGUAGGAGACCGUUGUCAACACAGGACCAAUGGAUGCGAUGUCCCAGGCUACCACUGCGUAUUGACUUCCGUAUCUAGUUACAUUCCUUGUUUUGAGGGACAGGCGGCUCACUGUCACUGCAAACUAGGCUGUCUUCACCGUGGUCGCUUCUACAGUCCCGAGGAGGGGAAGCAUACCGCUUGUAGGAAAUGUCGUUGUGUUGAAGGGGAGAUGAUAUGUCGCAAGAAGCGACGAUGUUGGCGCGGACGACGACGUGACAGGCUGGAAAGGAGGCUCGACAGGAGGGAUAGGCUGGAUAGUCUCGACAGGCUGGAUAGGCUCGACAGGAGGAUCGACAGGAGGGAUAGGCUGGAUAAUCUCGACAUUCUGGAGAGUCUCGACAGGAGGGAUAGGCUCGACAGAAGGCUCGACAGGAGAUCCUUUAGUGUUUUAUGA